[Candida] anglica is the source of this 1595-nucleotide messenger RNA. The record is from the annotation of a GenBank genome assembly. NCBI's taxonomy places the organism in Eukaryota, Fungi, Ascomycota, Pichiomycetes, Serinales, Debaryomycetaceae.
CAAUUUCAAAGACUUGGGCCCAUUUAAUACUUGUACAUAAUCGGAUACCACAGGUACAGACCGGCAGCAUCCUGUAUUGCAUUGUUGUUGUUGUCUUUUUUUUCUUGUCGCGAGAUACCCAGCUGUAAAUAUUUCAAGCCAAUAGGAAAUUCCAAGAGUCAAUUGGAAGAACCUUCCCUAGCCGUUACAAUCAUAUAUAAUAGAGGUUGACACACUUGCGCUAUGAUUUCCUCACGGUUAGCGAUUCUGAGGUUCAAUAGUGCCGCCAACUUCAAUUUUUUUUUCACCAACACAAAGCGGAAGCUUGUAAUCGAGCAAAACUUCAUUGCCAAUCAAUAUUUAACUUUACGGUAUCGAAGAUCUGUAGGACCAGCCAGACUGGGCGAGUGCAGUGAUACCCUCUUGCAAAAUGUGGCAACCAAGGUGUUGAACUGUCAAGAUAAGGAUGAAAGUAGUAUCCCGGAGAUGUCCGCAAGCGGUACUGGUGAUUCAAAGGAUGCCACCACAAACACCACUUCCCAGAACUCAGGGCCUCAUGAUCAUGUCCCAUUCAAGGUCAAACAAAAGAUAAAGGCUGAGAAAUGUACCGAUCUUGGUUCAGAUCAAAAUCGAUCAGACUUGAAGGCCAUGAUGGCACCAUACUUAAAAUUAACUAAACCUAGACUUACCAUGUUGGUCACGUUGAGUUCUAUAUGUUCUUAUGCACUCUCUCCGUAUACCGUGGCACUCCCAGAAUUAAUAUUUUUAUUGGUGGGGACUUCAUUGUCAUCAGGAGCGGCAAAUGCGAUAAAUAUGGCUCGUGAACCAGAAUUUGAUAAGCAAAUGGCAAGAACAAGUACAAGACCCGUGGUUACUGGUUUGGUUACUCCAGCACAAGCAUACAAGUUUGCCGCUAUUAGUGGGACCUUGGGGUGUGGAUUACUUUAUGUCGGGGUAAAUCCCGUAGUGGCAACGCUUGGUCUUUUAAAUAUCGUGUUGUAUUCAUGGAUAUAUACGUCAUUGAAAAGAAAACAUAUCAUUAAUACAUGGGUUGGAGCAUUGGUUGGAGCGAUCCCUCCCUUAAUGGGAUGGGCAGUUUCUUCGCCACUUACACAUCCAGGAGCGUGGUGUUUGGCAGCACUUCUCUACGCAUGGCAAUUCCCACAUUUCAAUGCGUUAUCGCAUAAUAUCGCAGAUCAAUACAAAAAGGCUGGAUAUGUAAUGACUGCUGCAGAAAACCCUAAGCUCAACGCAAGAGUUGCCUUAAGAUACUCCAUCUUGAUGUUCCCACUUUGCUUUGGUUUAACCUAUUUUGGUGUCACUGAUUGGGUCUUCCCAAUCGAUUCUGCAGUUACCAACGCGUGGAUGACAUACUGGGCUUACAAAUUUUGGGCUCAGCAAAGAGAAAACUACUCGGGGGUAAAAGGUCACCCUACAGCCAAUGGCUUAAACUUGGCAAAUAUCUACGCGAAAAAGCUUUUUUGGUGUUCAGUUUGGCAACUUCCAGUGGUAUUAAUAUUGGCCAUGCUUCACAAAAAGGGUCAAUGGGAUAGACUACUUACAUAUAUGGGGUUUUCUGAUCAUAAGACCCAAUACCACCAACUAGAAUAGAUCAU